AUGACGUACGCCAUGUACGCCAUGGCCAAAAAAGAUCCACAGAAGCUACUUGACCCAGAUGUACAUCGGAAUCUCACAGAGCGAACCUUCACGGCUUUCUUCCAGCACUUCGUCAGCAGCAACGUCUCGCUCGACACGGGACGCUGGGCCUACCAGCCCAUAAACGCGAGCCUACCGAGCGAUCUGCUGUGCGAUUUCACCGACUCCGGCCUCAAUGCGUCGUACGAGCGGGCACUACACCCGAACUCAAGCACUCCACGGCAGGCUGUCGUGCAGGUAUCCACGCCCGUCGACCUGCUGGAAAUGAACACGGUCGCUGUGGCUCUUAGCGUCGCCAUCCUGCCCUAG
Messenger RNA from Lasiodiplodia theobromae, 348 nucleotides. RefSeq lists its product as uncharacterized. The record is from RefSeq and is a predicted model, not a curated record. NCBI's taxonomy places the organism in Eukaryota, Fungi, Ascomycota, Dothideomycetes, Botryosphaeriales, Botryosphaeriaceae. The transcript is spliced from 2 exons. The coding region runs from base 1 to 348 and encodes 115 amino acids.